Heterocephalus glaber (naked mole-rat) is the source of this 1262-nucleotide messenger RNA. It is a transcript of the gene Bcap31, whose product is annotated as B cell receptor associated protein 31. Gene Ontology annotation, biological process: intracellular protein transport; endoplasmic reticulum to Golgi vesicle-mediated transport. Gene Ontology annotation, cellular component: endoplasmic reticulum membrane; endoplasmic reticulum. NCBI's taxonomy places the organism in Eukaryota, Metazoa, Chordata, Mammalia, Rodentia, Bathyergidae. The record is from RefSeq and is a predicted model, not a curated record.
GGUAAGGGGCGGGGCCGUGGCUGUGGUGGGAGAGUUUGGUGUGUGUGGCUGGGCGUUCGCUGUGACUGUGAGAACCUCGGAACAAAGCUCGAAGCUCUCUGGUGGAAACCUGGUCGCCACAGGAUGAGUCUGCAGUGGACGGCAGUCGCCACCUUCCUCUAUGCAGAGGUCUUCGCAGUGUUAUUCCUCUGCAUUCCCUUCAUUUCGCCCAGAAGUGGCCUCGUGAGCAUUACUCAGCCUAGAAGGAUGAGACCAGAGGACCUGGUAAAAGUUAAUUGGAGAUGGCAGAAGAUUUUCAAGUCCCGCCUGGUGGAGCUGGUGGUGAGCUACGGCAAUACCUUCUUUGUGGUUCUCAUCGUCAUCCUGGUGUUGCUGCUCCUCGAUGCCUACCGAGAGACCUGCAAGUACGACGACGUGACCGAGAAGGUGAACUUGCAGAACAACCCCGGCGCCAUGGAACACUUCCACAUGAAGCUCUUCCGUGCGCAGAGGAACCUCUACAUUGCCGGCUUCUCCUUGCUGCUGUCCUUCCUGCUGAGACGCCUGGUGACUCUCAUCUCCCAGCAGGCCACACUGCUGGCCUCCAAUGAAGCCUUUAAGAAGCAGGCAGAGAGUGCUAGUGAGGCAGCCAAGAGGUACAUGGAGGAGAAUGACCAGCUCAAGAAGGGAGCUGCCGGGGACCAAGGCCAGCUGUCAGAGACCGGGGAUGCCGCGGCCAAGGCGCAGGAGGAGAACAGGAGCCUGAAAGCUGAUGUGAAGAAGCUGAAGGAUGAGCUGGCCGUCUCCAAGCAAAAACUCGAGAAAGCUGAGAACGAGGUAUUGGCUAUGCGGAAGCAGUCUGAGAACCUGACCAAGGAGUAUGACCGCCUGCUGAAGGAGCAUGCCAGGCUGCAGGCUGCAGUAGAUGGCCCCACGGACAAGAAGGAUGAGUGACAAGUGACGAGUGACGACACCGCCUCCCCUGCCUGUGGCCGGCUUUGACCCGGUCUGCGCUUGCCGCGCUUGCCGCUCCCAGGAGCCCAGCUUCUUCCUCUGCACAGCUCCAAGCAGUCAUCUCGGUCCCCUCCACAGCCACAGCCUGCCAGCCCUCCACAGGGCACCCAGUAGUCACUCAUGCGGGCUGCCUUCCCUCUGGGGUGGAUGGAAGGCACUUGUCCCUGUCCCUUUUGUUCUGCCGUGUUGACGUGCCCUCUGCUCCUGCCUGCACUCCCUGUGGCAGGCCCUCGGCUCUCUCCUGCAGGCAAUAAAGGUUGUUGCCUUGA